AUAAAGGAAAGAGCGUUAGAAGCGGUCCAUCUAUCCACAUUCCACACAAUCAUAAAAUCAAACACAUUACCUUCACAACACAACGCAACACAGUACUCAGAAAUUUCUCUUCUCUACCCCCUUUUCAUUUUCACCUCUUUUUUGCCUUCCUUUUCUUUUCCCUUCUCUAUCUAUCUAUUUCUCUGUUUCCGUUUAGGGUUUGAUUUUGAUUUUUCUUUUUUUCCACUUAUCCAAACACCAGAGCUAUCCAAGAAAAUUUUUCUCUUUCUUUCAUUUUUUUUUUUUUUUUAUAAUUUCUUUUUGUAAUCUGUAUUUAUGACUUCGACUUCUGUGAAGAACAACUUCUUGCCUCCGGGUUUGGUCUCUAAUCUACAAGAGGUUCUUCUUAGCAGGAAGGCUGGUGAAGAAGGAGGGGGAGGAGGAAACCAAUCCAAGGACGCUGAUGACUCCACCCAACAACCCCCCUCUUCUUCUACUUCUUCUGCUGAAGUUGUAGAUGCCAAUGAUACUUCUAAGCCUAUUAUCCUCAUCACCAAUGGUGAUGGGAUUGACUCCCCUGGUCUUACCUCCCUUGUUGAAGCUCUUGUUUCUCAAGGCCUGUACAAUGUCCAUGUCUGCGCUCCUCAAUCGGACAAAUCGGUCUCGGGUCAUUCUGUGACUCUCCGAGAAACGGUUGCUGUGAAUUCCGCUGAAAUUGUUGGUGCCACGGCUUAUGAAGUUUCAGGGACACCUGUGGAUUGUGUUUCAUUAGCACUAUCUGGGGCACUGUUUUCUUGGUCAAAACCUUGGCUGGUAAUUAGCGGUAUUAAUCGGGGCUCAAGCUGUGGCCAUCAUGGAUUUUACUCUGGUGUUGUUGCGGGAGCUAGAGAGGCAUUAUUAUGUGGUAUACCAUCUUUGUCAAUAUCCCUGAAUUGGAAGAAGGAUGAAAGUCAGGAAAGUGAUUUCAAAGAUGCAGUUGCUGUCUGUUUGCCUUUGAUCAGUGCAGUUAUUAGGGAUAUUGAAAAGGGAACUUUUCCCCAGAGUUGCUUUCUGAAUGUAGAAAUUCCAACAUCACCGCCAUCAAAUAAGGGGUUUAAACUAACCAAGCAAAGUAUGUGGCGAUCCACUCCUAACUGGCAAGCUGUUUCGGCAAAUCGAUAUCCUGCUGGACAUUUCAUGUCUAAUCAACAGAGUCUUGGUUUGCAGCUUGCACAGCUUGGUCGAGAUGCCUCAGCUGCUGGUGCAGCUCGCCGCUUGACCACGCAAAAGAAGAAUGUUGUGGAGAUUGAAUCUGUUGGAGCUGCAGGAAAACCUAACUCGGAGCGGGUGAAAAAGUACUUCCGACUAGAGUUUCUGGAUAAGGAGCAAAGUGACACAGACGAGGAUCUGGAUUUCAGAGCACUUGAAAAUGGAUUUGUUUCAGUAACUCCAUUCUCUCUUUCUCCACAUGUUGAGUCGGAAAUUCAUAAAGCAGCAUCAGACUGGAUUUCCUCUGCACUUCAGCAAGAGCAAUAGGCAUCCUUAGUCCACAGCAUGAUAUCGUGUACAUUUUAAAGUGCUGACAUUUUUUUUGUUUGUUGUUUUUUUUUUUCUUCUUCUUUCUUUUGGGUCUGCAGUUCUGAUAUUUAGUUGCCAAUGAAGAGUUGAUAACGAUUUCUGUAAUUUUGCUUUUUACUAGUAGCUGGUUUUAUUUUUCCAUUGUUUCUUUGUUUAAAGUCUUCUAUUUCAAUUGUGGAGCAAAUGCUUCCUGUAAUCCAUUUGGCACGUUUUAAAAAUGCCAGUUUGUCUUCUUUAUCGUUACUAGCAAAAACUUGAAAGAGCUUGUAACUUAGUGGAUGCUUUAUAUAUUUGGCUUAAUUUUAAUAUAGGUUGAAUUGGGUUGGUUUCUUGCUA
Molecule: messenger RNA, 1872 nt
Organism: Ziziphus jujuba (common jujube)
Lineage: Eukaryota; Viridiplantae; Streptophyta; Magnoliopsida; Rosales; Rhamnaceae
Exons: 10
Coding region: 316-1494 (392 amino acids)
Molecular function (GO): nucleotidase activity
Source: RefSeq, a predicted model, not a curated record